Colletotrichum acutatum is the source of this 2864-nucleotide messenger RNA. RefSeq names its product arginyl-tRNA synthetase. The transcript has 4 exons. Gene Ontology annotation, cellular component: cytoplasm; mitochondrion. The coding region runs from base 140 to 2440 and encodes 766 amino acids. Lineage: Eukaryota; Fungi; Ascomycota; Sordariomycetes; Glomerellales; Glomerellaceae. The record is from RefSeq and is a predicted model, not a curated record. Gene Ontology annotation, biological process: arginyl-tRNA aminoacylation; mitochondrial translation. Gene Ontology annotation, molecular function: ATP binding; arginine-tRNA ligase activity.
GUUUUGGUGGAAUCCUGGUGAAGGUGAGCUCACCGAGAGUCGCCGGCGGAUUGCCCCUCCAUACGGGACUCACCGAGCAAAAUUACCCCUCCACUCGGUGAGCCCAGGUGAAGCCCCACAUCGCCAGCCAACCAACCAAAUGGACGAAUGGCUCAGUGACUCAGGCUGGCCGUCGGUCCGCAAUUUUUUCUCUGCGGGUGACAAACAUCGGCCACAGCCCUCAGCCCAGCGACCCCUCCCCCUCCUUGCCUUUUUUCUUUCUCGUCCCCCUGCAGCCCAGUCCCCGUCGUCGAGUCUCUUAAUGACUAGCGUCGCGCGCUUCAUAUUCUCUUCUUCUUCUUCUUCUUCACUUCGUUCAGCCCACGUUUAUCCCACAAGUCUUCGACGAGGAGCGUCUUCUGCCGCCUCAGCCUUCGUCCACUACCCUCCUCGACGACGACCUCCAACGUCCACCACGCGACUCUACUCCUCGACGACCCCGAACCGGUCGACCCUCGCCAAACCUCCCCCGGCCCCCACCAUCUCGCUUGCGACAAUGGCCGACCAGAUCACGGCGCAGCUCGAGAAGCUCUCCGUGAGCAAGCUUGAGUCCUAUCCCGGCUGCUACCCCGAAGUCAACCCCAUUGACGUCUACCGUUCCCACAUCACCUCGCUGCUGCAGCCUGUCACCGGCGUCGAGAGCACCAUCAUCUACAACGCCCUCCAGUGGACCCAGAGCUUGGACAAGGGCGAUUUGGUGCUGGCCGUCCCUGCCCUUCGCAUCAAGGGCAAGAAGCCUGCUGAUCUGACUGCUGAGUGGCUCGACAAGAUCCCCGAGUCUCCCUUGAUCGAGAAGCCCGUCUCUUUCCAGAAUGGCACUUUCCUUCAGUUCUGGUUCAAGCCCGGCCCCCUUUCCCAGCUCCUGGUCCCCCAGGUCCGGUCCCGCGGCGUCGACUUUGGCAAGAACCCCAACAACGGCCUCAAGAACACUGAAGAUAAAUCCCAGGGCAAGAAGAAGAUCAUUGUCGAGUUCUCCUCCCCGAAUAUCGCGAAGCCUUUCCACGCUGGUCACUUGCGAAGCACCAUCAUCGGUGGCUUCAUUGCCAACCUGUACGAUGGCGCCGGCUGGGAUGUGACCCGUAUCAACUACCUUGGUGACUGGGGAAAGCAGUACGGUCUCUUGGCCCUGGGCUUCGAGAGGUUCGGUAGUGAGGAGGCGCUUGCCGCCGACCCCAUCAACCACCUGUACGAGGUCUACGUCAAGAUCAACAAGGAUAUGGCCGACGAGAAGGAUCAGAUCACCGCAAAGGAGCAGGCCGGCGAGGACGUCACCGCGCUCAAGGACAACAGCCUCGACGAGCAGGCUCGCAAGUACUUCAAGGCCAUGGUUGAUGGAGACGACAAGGCCGUUGCUCAAUGGAGGCGAUUCCGUGAUCUCAGCAUCAAGCGUUACAAGGAGACCUACGCCCGUCUCAACAUUCACUUCGACGAGUACUCAGGCGAGAGUCAAGUCUCUGAGGCGGAUAUGGAAGCUGCUGCCAAGCAGCUCGAGGACAUGAAGAUUUCCGAAGAGUCAGAAGGCGCCGUCAUCAUUGACUUCACCAAGCACGUUCCCGGAAAGCCGGGCAAGAGUUUGGAGCGCCCCAUUAUUCGCAAGAAGGACGGCACAGCUCUGUACCUGACCCGUGAUAUCAGCGAGCUUCUCCACCGUCAAAAGAAGUACAACUUCGACCACAUGAUUUACGUCGUCGCGUCUCAGCAAGAUCUCCACUUGAAGCAGCUCUUCAAGAUUAUCGAGCUCAUGGGCCAUGGCGAGACGGCCAACAAGUGCCAGCACAUCAACUUUGGUAUGGUUCUGGGAAUGAGCACCCGCAAGGGCACUGUCAAGUUCUUGGAUGACAUUCUGCGCGACGUCGGAGACAAGAUGCACGAGGUGAUGAAGAAGAACGAGGCCAAGUACGCCCAGGUCGCCGAACCGGAGGCUACGGCCGACAUUCUUGGCAUCAGCAGUGUGAUGGUGCAGGAUAUGAGUGGAAAGAGGAUCAACAACUACAAGUUCGACAUGGACACCAUGACCUCUUUCGAGGGUGACACCGGACCGUACCUCCAGUACGCCCACGCUCGCCUGUGCUCCAUCUUCCGCAAGGCUGGAGUCGCCGAGGAGGAGAUUGCAAAGGCCGAUCUUGGCUUGCUGACGGAGAAGCAUGCUAUUGAGCUGAUCCGCGUCAUUAGCCAGUACCCCGACGUUGUGCAGAACACUCUCAAGACCUUGGAGCCCACUACUGUGCUUACGUAUCUGUUCCGCCUCACGCACGUCGUCAGCAGCAGUUACGAUGUGUUGCGUAUUGUUGGAAGCGAAGCUGAGCUCCAGAAGGCCCGCUUGGCGCUGUACAUGGCCGCCAGGACCGUGCUCUUCAACGGCAUGCGUCUCUUGGGACUGUCCCCUGUCGAGAGAAUGUAAGCUGGCAUCAUGACGGAAUCAUGACUGUGAGAGACGAGAGUGGAAGGAAAAAGUGGUCGUAUCAAGAUGACUUGAACAACCAAACGGCAGUGGAGGAUUAUGAGCAGAGUGACCUACGGCCACAAGAGUGUUCGUACCAAUGACGAACACGGGCAUAGGAGCUACUACUGCGUAACAGGCCGGCAAAACGGCUACUAGCCAUCAGCCACAAUGUGGUGCCAUUUCAUGAUGGCCGACGACGCGAACCGGUGUGGCGUCGCACAAAAUCGAGACGUUUUCGAUCAAAGAAGCCAUCGACCGUUUCGGUGUACUACAAGUCCCCGUGGCCGUCUGUGGCCGUCGUCGUUAUCGUCGGACACACAGCAUGAGCCACACAGGAUUCGCGUGCACCAGCCCAUUAGUGCUGAGUAAUUGAAGAGACAAU